UCACCAGCCAGAAAUAUUGAUUUAAAAUGUAUUCUAUUAUCGAGAGGUGUGUCUCAACAUUUACUGUCAAAGUAACUUCAGAAAGAGAUUAAAAUAUAAACAACAAACACGCACCUCGUCACCGUGAACAGUAACAACCUGUGACCGACAGGGGGCAGCAUUGUCCAUAAACCCGAAGGAUGAACUGUCCAGCAUCAUUCUCACUUCCACUGGAGCAUCUCCUCAUCUGACAGACAGCAGAGGCUACCCUUCCACGAUCUUAAAGGAUACGACACGCAGCUGCAGAGGCUGCCAGCUCCCACUGUAGCAGACAAAGUCGAUGACUGAGAACUCCGCCUCCCAUUAUGGACAAGAAAAGUGCCAACGGCUUUCAGACCAAGGCCAGUGAGGGUGGUGUUCAGAGGAAGCAGCUGCCCUACUCAGUGGAAACUCCCUAUGGCUUCCAUCUGGACCUUGACUUCCUCAAGUAUGUCGAUGAUAUUGAAAAAGGCAAUACCAUCAAAAGGGUCCACAUUCAGCGCAGGAUUAAAGGCCCACCCAAAUUCAGCACCCUGCCCAGAAAUUUUAGCCUUCCUGGGCACGGGGUCCGUCCUGCCCCUAAGGAGAGUGCAUGGUCUGGGACAUCGACCCUGGGGCCCAGACCUAAAUCACGGGUGACAGAGGUCCAACAGAUCUUUGACUUCAGGGCGAGUGAAGGCGGGACGUCCAGCCAGAGCAGCAGGUUGACAGCCAGUCAGGGAAGUGGCUAUGUUCCAGUAAAGCCCCGGGAUGACGGAGCAGGAGGGGUUCGGGAUGUUGAUGAGAAAAAUGUGGGCAUUCAAAAUCGUCCGAAUCUGCUCCGAGCAUCCAGCAUGCCUAUCACUCUUCAGCAGCGGAAAGGGUCAGAUUCAAGCAGUCCAGACCGUAUUGUGGGAACACCUGAGAGUGGCUCAACUGAGAACAUGUUCCGUGCAUCACCUGAUAUAACAGAAAGAAGGUGUGUCCCCCAGGAACGGACAGGACUUCACCAGCAGAUCACUGUGGCACUGAAGCGAGUCAGAGAGCUGGAAGAGCAGGUCAAAACCAUCCCAGAACUCAAGGCUCAGAUCUGCUCUCUGAGGGAGGAGAGGGAGAAGCUCCUGAUUCAGCUUCAAGCCCAGACCCAAGCCCAAGUUUCCGCAGCAUCCUCUACAAAAUUGACAAGUUCUGAUUCCAGGACGCACACUAAGCCACAAGGACACAGGCCGUCAGAAGGACUCAGCUUAGCUCUGACAACUCAACACACUGGAGGUUUAGAAGCCUCAGACAAGGCUAUAGCAAAGCCGGCAACAGGGGAAAAGAUUCAGGGGGUAACAAUGAAAGAGAAGGAGGCAAAUCAGGAACCUGUUAAACGUUCCUCAGCACAUGAAGAUUUGGUUGGGUUGUCAGAGCAAGAAUGGGAGAAACAAACACAAUCAGAAAAACAAGACAAACAAAAAGACACACUGGAGAGUCCACUGAAUCAUGCAGCUCAUCAAGAAGGUGAUGCAGCAGUAGCAGAAAUACUUCAGGACUCAGAGAGUACAAAGAAGUUGCGGGAGAAGCUAAUGAUUCUGGAGGCUAAGCUAAGUCAUGCUAGCCAAGAACUUGAGAGAACUAAUAGUCUUUUAAUAGAACAGUUAGAGGAAAACAAGGUCAAAGAAGAGAAGAUAAUGCAACUGAGUGAGGGAGUGAGGGUGGAGGUUUGUACCCCAGAGUUAGAGUUAGAAAACAGACCAAGAAGAGAGAGUAUCGAUGCUGGGACAGAGACAGAGAAGGUGGUUGUUGCCAACCAAGAGACGGAGACUGAGUCACCCGGCACAGUAGAUCAAGGAACAGACACAGAUAGAAUCUGUAUUGAAGUGUGUGUACCAUCACCCAGGACAGAUCGAGAAACAGAGACUGCUGAAAUUCAGGCUCAGGAGCAGGUUGCAGAGAUGGAGACGGAAUUAGCUGCUGUGAGUCCCCCGAGGCCGAGAGCCAACAGCAUGGAACGGGGAACAGUGACUGAGAGGAUCCCCACCCAGGAUCAGAUGACUGAGACGCCCAUAGCAGAAAGAGUGAACCAAGUCACAGAAACAGAGGGGGAGACAGUCACAGACCAUCCGCACAGACCCAGGGCUAGCAGUGUGGACCGGGGGACAGAGACAGAGAGAGUGGACACAGUGGACAGGGUGACAGAGACAGAGGUGGCACGUAGAGUGGACCAGCAGACUGGGACUGAGAUGGACAGACGACCGGAUAAUAACCCAGGCAGAGGUGCAGAGGCAGCGAGCGAUGUGAGGGAAAAUGCAGGCAGUGAAAGAAUAGAAGAUGUAGAUGCUGUGGUCAGUGAAAGAGAGGAAGAAGCUGAUGAAAGAAUUCAGAGAGAGGGAGGAGACAGUGUAAGUGUGAACGUUCAAGUUGUCGUAGAAAGUUCAAUCACAGUUGCAGAAAGCAGAGCAGAGCUCACUGUAGUUUCAGAAAUUGCAAGCCAGGAUGAAAGCCAUACAAGUCUGUCUGUUGCGGUAGGAGAAAGUACAGAAUCAAAGACUGAAAAGGUUAUGACUGUGAAUGACUCAGAAAUAAAAGAUAUUUUAGCCCCAAAGAGUGAAGCAAAAUAUAUUGUUGAAUCUCAGCAGAUUGCUCCAGAGACUGUAGAAAAGAAACAAAUCUUUGAUGCAGAGAUUGUGCAUGCAGUAAUCAAAGAAACUGUGGUCACUGACAUGGCUGUGGUAGAAACGGAGAUGGCAGUAGUUCCUGUUCGACCCCAGAGAGGUAGAAAGUCUUCAGCAGAGCAGGUACAGCCGCUACCUCCUCAACCUCAGGCUGCCCCUGUUCGGCCACGCAGGGGUUCCAGUGAAGCCCAAAAGUCCCAAUCCCAGGCAAAAACUCAGCCUCAAGUGCAGGUACAGGAUCAACCUCAGCCAGAGACCGAAACGCCUACACAGGUGUCUGAGCCAGAGGUAAAACAAGCCCCACCUUUGCCCCAGGUUGAAGUGAAACCCAUAGCUAAAAAGCCUCCUGAGGAAAAACAAGCUCAAUCUCAACCUAAGACUGAGACUAAAGGCCCAUCACCAGGCCAGAGUGAAGUCCAAAUCCGGCCAAAAUCAAUUCAAGCACAGUCCCAGUCUCAGACCGCUCUCACUCGACGAGACUCAAAAGAGCUUAAGAAGGGAUCAAGUGUGACUCAACCUCUUAGCCAUGUAUCAGGAGAAGGCAAGACCCGCCCAAUUCGCCAAGCAUCAAGUGACACCCAACCUCAGUCUCAGGGUUCUCGCAGAAGUUCCAGUGAGAUGCAUCCCCCUGGCAAAGAUGCCAGUGGGACACAAAUCCUGCGCAAAGGCUCCAGUGAAACAAUCCAGCGACGUGGUUCAAGUGAUGUUAAAGCCUCACGGCGAGACUCUGGCGAGUCCCACCCACCACGUAGAGGUUCUAGUGAAACAGUCCAGCGUCGUGGUUCAAGUGAAGCCCAAGCCUCACGUAGGGACUCUGGCGAGGCCCAGCCAACCCGCAGAGGCUCAGGUGAAGCAGCCCAGCGACGUGGUUCAAGUGAAGCCCAAGCUGUGCGUAAAGACAGUGGUGAGUCCCAGACAAGCCGCAGAGGUUCCAGUGACUCACCGACAUCCCCUGCAGCUUUGGGCCAAGUCGUAACCCGGUUAACAGGCCUUCUGGGGGAGCAAUGGGCACAGCUGGGGAGCGGCUCUGGGACUCAACAGACGGCCAGCCAGCAGGAGAGUCCCAGCACACAGAAACAGACGGCAGGGAAAAGAGCAGAGCCUGCGAAAGGAGCAACAGCCAAGUUUGCAGGGAAAGCAGCCCCUGCAGCAUCAACUGGGAAAUCAGCAGGGAAGCCUGGUCCUUCCAAAAUGAGCUCCAUUCAAAGUCAGCUGGUCAGCUCGCUCAGCGUCCUCUCUGCCUUUUACUCACCGGGCCAAAAAGCUGCUGCCAGCAAACAGCAAGAACAAGGUCUCAAAUCUAUUAUGAAGAAAAAUGGUGUUGCUGACAAGCAGGGGAACAAGGGAGCCAAGAAAAACUUGAAGUUUGUGGGGGUGAAUGGAGGUUACGAGACAACAUCCAGCGAAGAGUCCAGUGGAGAUGAGAAGUCAAAGGUAGAGGUGGAGGAGGAGGACAGCUCAGAACCAGAGGUGGAGAAGGAGAAGGAGGAGAAGGAGAAGGAUACAGAGCCCCUGCCUGAAGAGAAGCCCGAGGAGGGAGCAGAGACCCAGCAGACUGGUGCAGAGGCCUCAGCUGAAGGAGCAGGUGCUGUGGCUGCAGAGAAGGAUGCUGAAAGAGGCCUGCUUGAUCCAGAUGUAAGCCAGGAGCUCCUUGAUGAUCCAGCUGAGAGGGAAAAGGUUGACAAAGGUUUUCUGGAUGCCUGCGUAUACGUUAAAGACCGCAUGGAAGAGGUUUCAUCCCCAGAUAAGGAGAUGCGUCAGGUUUUAGUGGUGCUCUACCAGGAGUGGUUCAAGGUCUCCAGCCAAAAAGACUCACAGGCGGAUACAGUCAGAUUAUACCUACGUCAAGUGGGCUUGACCACACCCACUCUCCUGCCAUAUGUAGUUAACUUGACAGACGGGAAUGGGAAUAUGGCCCUCCACUACAGCGUGUCACACUCUAACUUCCCUGUGGUCAAACUGCUGCUCGAUACAGGUCUGUGUGAGACAGACAAUGUGAACAAGGCCGGCUACACUCCAGUGAUGCUGGCUGCUCUGACGGCUGCUGAGAGUCCUGAUGACCUGGAGGUGGCACAGCAGCUGCUGAAACUGGGUGACAUCAAUGCAUGCUCCAGACAGGCAGGCCAGACGGCGCUCAUGCUCGCGGUGAGCCAUGGCCGCGUUGCCAUGGUGAAGCUCCUCCUGAGCUGCGGCGCGGAUGUAAAUGCGAAGGACCGAGAGGGCUCCACGGCCCUGAUGUGUGCCAGCGAACAGGGACACAUACACAUCGUUCGUCUGCUGCUGGAGACGGGACGCUGUGACACCAGCCUCACUGAUAAGAACGGACAGACAGCACUGGCCGUGGCAGAGGGAGCCUCCCAAGACAUAGUGGACUUACUGAAGGCCCACCCUGCCUCCUCUGAAGCAUCUUCUACCGCAGACCUCCUCUGAGCCAGGAUGACCCAGUUUACUACUCCAGACCAGUUCAGAUAUCUGAUCUGCAAGCCUCAAGUCCAAGACCCUCUGUCCGCCAAAAGAAAGGGGGAAAAAGACUCUGAGUGACCAGAGGAGGAAAAUAUGGAGCUGCUCUGUUUACUACAUAAAAACCUCGGUGACUGAGUGUCCAACAACAAACACCCACGUGUUUUCUUCCACAUCUCUGCCCUGUGGGUGUUCUGGAUAUGCUGCAUCAACCUCUCAGUGGACAAACAACAAAAAGGGGGCAGCUUGGAUUAAUAUUAAAACAUUGCCAUGGCAACAGUGAUUAACAAAGGGGACAGGGUGAGGAUUUAGACAGACCAGGAUGGAUGACUGAAGAGAUAUUGAGACAAACUGCUGCUUCUUAUCAUCAACGAGCUCUUCAAGCAAAAUACUAAGCACAUGAUCUACCUUUCAAAUAUAAAUAUAUCAGAUAUGACAUUAUUUCUAUUUUUCUGUUGAUACAUUGUCAUCCUUUUUUAUUUGGACAUAAGCCAUUAUUUGACAAUAUAUGUAGAAUGUUAUUCUAACAGAUUAUAAUCAUAUACAAACACAGAAACUGUAUUUUCUACUGCACUUUUUUUGUGAUUGUGUACAGUGAGUUAUAAUCCUCUCUAAUAUAUAUAAGUGUUCAGAAGUAUAUCUCCAAAAGUGCAAAUUAAGAAAUGGAUAAAAAACAAUGUUUAUUCAAAUUUGCCAUCAUUCAGUGGGUAUUUGACAUCAUUAGAAGCAUUAUUUUUGCCAUAUUUUGUGAUGAAAAUUUGAUCAUAAGUUUGAUUAUUUUAAAAAUGUAUAAGGAUAAGUUGGAAAUGAAAUGUGUCUGUUGGACAAAGAUGAUUUUUAUAAUUACACCUAACCAACUAAAGAAAGACACAAGUCUUCUGAUAAGAAGAUUGUACUGUUGAGAAGGUGCUGCAUGCCAACACACAAUAACUCCCCCUACUGGUUGUCUUACAGUACAACAACAGUAUGUUCUAAUACUGUCUACUCUUGCGAUCAACUCUCUUUCCUAUAUCCCUCAGAUCAAAUAUAACGUAUGGCUUGUUCUUCUGCUUGGUUCCAAUCAUGUAUGCAACGGCUACAAAAAUGCACAAUGAAUGCAGGCUGCUGUGAUACAUUCCAAGAAAAAUAUGUAGCAAGUCUAACUAUACUGGCAUGGAGUAUGGGACUAACAGGAUAGAAGCUGUCAGAUAAUAUUGCAGGCAAACAAAAGAGUCUGCAUCCCCUUACACUUAGGACUAAGAGAAAAUCUUUAUAAAUCUAGCAUUUGAUCAUGCGUUCUUUUCUGAAGUGAUAAACUGACAUGAAAACUGAAAGUGAUUAUUUGUUAAUGGUUUGAAGUCUCUAAAGAAGCAAUAUUAUUAAUAAAAUACUAUAUUUACUAUCAGGAAGUAGUAGAGAGCAUGGCUGUUACAGGGUCUUACAUUUUAAAGGUGUGAUAUGUUUCAGGAAGUGUUGUUUUUUGCUUCUGUUUUCCACAACUCUUACCCAUAUUCCUAAAGUGUCUUCAAACAGGAGUACUGGUGUGAUAACAUGUUUACAAGUUCACAAAUCCCCUUCAGGACCGCAGCAGAAACCUAUUUGAACACUCCAAAUAGAGGCAGUACAGGCACAGACAUCCUGACUUUUGGGUUUAAACUGUGCACAAGUAGACUUAGCCACGAUGACAUCACAUCAGUUUUGACCUCCCCUUUUGAAGCCUGGGGUUAAGCAUUUCGUCCAUCCCUGCUUUAGUUUCUUGGAACCAAAAGUGACUCAUUUGAUGACAAGCUAGAUAAGUAUUGUUAUGUUUCCUAUCCUGGUUGAUCAGGCCACUGCUUUAGUUUUCUUUUCCACUUCUUAUAUGCAUUUAUGCUUUAGAAUCUAACACAAAAAAACUCACAAUUCUCUGUUUCCACAAAAUACAACCAGUGGAAUCGUGUCUUAGGUAGGUUCUUAGUCAUCCGGUUGAGCAGCCCUUUAGGAUGAGAAGCAAAGGGUCUUCAAGAACUUUAACUAAGUCCUCCUGCUUUUUGGAUUACACUUUGAUUAUCAUAAAAUCCUCUAGCUUGAGUCUUUCUGCCAUGAAAUUAAAAUCUAACCCCAAUCUUAUUAUCCUACGCUGGCGUUUGGUUAUCAUUUCUUCUCUCAGAGACAAGGUCAUGAUAAACUUAGAUCAUCAUGACAGACUAACUGAUCUUGAGGUACUUGAAAUUGUGGGGUUUGCUGUUGUUGCUGAAGGUGGACCUUAAAGGGGAAUACCACUCAUUCAAACAACUGCCAAAUCAGUGGUCCAAUGACGGCCGCAUGUGCAUCUCUACGUACAAAAAUCCCUUUCUACAGGUGCAAGAUUGUGAUCCAGUAUUUCUUUCCAGUUCUAUUUUAAUAAUUAUAUUUAUAUGCCUAUAGUCUGUAUAGUGCUGCCUUCAUAGCUAAAUUGAACUGUUUCGUUUCUGAGAUGCAGUGUGAUCCAACCACUGAUUCUGCACCAGUGCACUUGUUUUUUAGAUACUUUAGUGAUUUGGGUGGUAAUAUUGCAGGAGAUAGACUUAUUAGAUAAAUUACAGUAUAUAGUUAUGUAGUGGCUGCAUUUACUCAUCAACAAUGGGAAUUUUGUAACAGAGACUUAUUAAUCAGAUCACCGCUCAGUCUCAAAGUACUGCAGAUUUCUCAACAAAUAAGGCAACAUUUACUCAAGAGUGUGGAAAGAAAUCACACAGGAAUUCAGAAAACUCUGAAUUUGAACCACGCAUCACAUCCAAUUCUUGACUGUCUGAACUUUAAAGUACAAAAACAAAAGCUAGCUCCCCACAUUUCAGAGCCCCACAGAAGGAUUUGAUGGGUGCUGCGUGAAUUAUCUGGUAUAUCUGGUCUUCCGUGCCUGUGUAUCAAGUCUUUAAAAUGAAUCAAAUCCACAUGUUUAAUCCAGUGUGACCCAGAUGUAAUAAGGUUCAUGACUGGCUAAACACCAAAGAACUGAAAUCUGAUUCACAUGGGGUUAAGUGUAAAGAUUUAUCUGUACAUGUACAUACAGUAUUGUGAAAAAUAUAUAACAAGUAUUGUCUGACAGUUGCUCUAAAAAAAUAAUAUUAGUAUUAUUCCAAAUGCUAUAUUUUUUACCAUAUAUAGAAUACUUAUGUAUGCAUGGAUAUCAUAUAUCGGGUGAUUGGAAACUACGCUGAGAGUUCCCUGAUGAUGUGAUUAUUCGGCUCAUCGUUGAUUGGUCGGGGUCGUGUAGUACGUGUGUGAUUUGACAGGUUGUGGACUGUGUCAUGUGACCUUUGAUGCUACCUAUGAUGUUUGUGGGGGAAAUAUGAAGCAGUCAAAACACUGGCUGAAGCUAUAGGGAGAUGUCUCUAUUGUUGAAUAUCCAUCUGAAAAUUGAAGUAUGAACAUGGGUCAAAUGUACAAAUCCUGUACCUCUCUAAAGUUAUCUUGUACAAUGGGCUUCUAUGUAACAAAUCAGAGAAAUACUUCUAAUAAAUAAAUAUGAAGAUUUAAAA
Molecule: messenger RNA, 8593 nt
Organism: Notolabrus celidotus (New Zealand spotty)
Lineage: Eukaryota; Metazoa; Chordata; Actinopteri; Labriformes; Labridae
Gene: kank4
Product: KN motif and ankyrin repeat domains 4
Biological process (GO): negative regulation of actin filament polymerization
Cellular component (GO): cytoskeleton; cytoplasm
Molecular function (GO): protein binding
Source: RefSeq, a predicted model, not a curated record